Molecule: messenger RNA, 3852 nt
Organism: Cladocopium goreaui
Lineage: Eukaryota; Dinophyceae; Suessiales; Symbiodiniaceae
Source: the annotation of a GenBank genome assembly
AUGGCUCCGCCCGAUGAAAAGUGCAAGCAACCACUUCCGAAGAAAGGUAUGGAGAUCAAGGCCACGCCAGAAGGCCAGACAGAGACUCGACAGGAACACAUGGUGUCAAAAAAGCACUACAUCGGGCACAAAGAACUCUACUGGAUCAAGAGAUUGGUUGCACAUAUAUUUGGCGAGACUGACCCUGUCAAAGUCUGUGAUCGGUUGGGUAAAGACCAGGUGUGUAUUGAGGCUGUACAUCCUCACAGCAACAGGAGAUACCAUAUAGAGUUUGACCGAAAAGGCAUCAUAAAUGCAUGGGUACCGACACAGAAGUGCCGGAAGGACCAUUGUUUCCUGGAGAAUGAGGGCUAUGGCUAUGCAGCAUACAAUCCCAGGUCAAAGCGAUUUCAGUACAAAAGUGGCAAGAUGAAAGGUAAAUUUGCCAAGGGGACUCUCGGAGAACCAAAGGGAUUGGUGACAAACAACAAAAAGAGGAACAAUUGGGAGAAUCCCAGGACAAGCUCACCGAAGAAGAGCCCAUUCCUGAAGAAACGGAAAAGCUUCAGCAGUCAAAGUAACAAGAAAAGGUUCGGCAGUCAAGGUGACAAGAAGGAUUCGCAUGACCCAGUUCAAAAGAGGGCUUUGUUCCGCUUCAUACUGAGCAACGUGAUCCGCCGCACUGCCAACUUUUUGCAUGACAGGAACAUUCACAACCUGGAUGCAGGAGGAAAGGAAAUUUGGGAUGGCGCACCGACGUGUGCCAAAAGCGCGGUCAUGGACGAGCUGACGCAUGGUUUCGUGACGGCCAUGCAGAGACGAGGCUAUCCAACAAAGUCUAUUUCCAUGGCGGUGAACAUGGUUUUGAAGCCUCUUGGGCGUGCAUACCAAGCUGGAGGUGAACAUGGUUUCAUGCAUGCAUUGGAAGAUGGCCUCAAUGACUGGCUACAUCUUGCUCAAAAGCAGGCAACGCAGAGACCUUUGGCAUUUGUCGCCGAUUGUGUGAAUACUGUGGCUCCUUUGCUGUGCAGUUACCUCAAUGUACAGUGGAGCGACAGCUACAAGGGCUUGAGAGUCUUUGGCUAUGGGCUUGGUGUUGGCACACAGGUUGACUCAGGCCAGAAUGGCUUCGUGGCAGACACUGGUGUUCAUGGCAGCUAUCGAUUUCGCUCAAUCCUCAACACAGCAGGCAUUGCUGGAUGCAUUGGGAAAUCUCAUGAGCAGAUCAGAGCGUCCAAGACAGAUGGCUACUUCCAGCGUGACGCGGACACUUAUGGUACUCGUGCGAAGGUUGAUGUUCUUGGAGUUCAAUUCGCAGAGCUACGAGCCGGCUACAUUGAUUCCAAAGAGCAGGAAAGAAGCCAGAUCUCUUUUCAUGGCAAGCCAGCCAAGAUGAUUGCAGACACGUCGUUUCAGGGAGUUGGAACAGAUGUGCGGUUUGGUUCUUCAGGGGCUCCGUCAGCAAGAUUUGAAAGUGGUUUUGGGCGCUUUCAAGAGCGUGUCUCAUGUGAAUCUACUGAUGGAACACACAGACUCGCCACAUCUCAGACGGUGCUUGGACACCAUACCAAAGCCUCCCUUGCAGGCAAGACUGUGGAUCUGCGAGCCGGCUACAUUGAUUCCAAAGAACAGGAAAGCAGCCAGACCUCUUUCCAUGGCAAGUCAGCCCAAAUGGUUGAAGACACAUCCUUUGAAGGACUUGGAACAGAUGUGCGGUUUGGUUCUUCAGGGGCUCCGUCAGCAAGAUUUGAAAGUGGUUUUGGGCGCUUUCAAGAGCGUGUCUCAUGUGAAUCUACUGAUGGAACACACAGACUCGCCACAUCUCAGACGGUGCUUGGACACCAUACCAAAGCCUCCCUUGCAGGCAAGACUGUGGAUCUGCGAGCCGGCUACACUGAUUCCAAAGAACAGGAAAGCAGCCAGACCUCUUUCCAUGGCAAGUCAGCCCAAAUGGUUGAAGACACGUCCUUUGAGGGACUUGGAACAGAUGUGCGGUUUGGUUCUUCAGGGGCUGCGUCAGCAAGAUUUGAAAGUGGUUUUGGGCGCUUUCAAGAGCGUGUCUCAUGUGAAUCUACUGAUGGAACACACAGACUCGCCACAUCUCAGACGGUGCUUGGACACCAUACCAAAGCCUCCCUUGCAGGCAAGACUGUGGAUCUGCGAGCCGGCUACAUUGAUUCCAAAGAACAGGAAAGCAGCCAGACCUCUUUCCAUGGCAAGUCAGCCCAAAUGGUUGAAGACACGUCCUUUGAGGGACUUGGAGCAGAUGUGCGGUUUGGUUCUUCAGGGGCUCCGUCAGCAAGAUUUGAAAGUGGUUUUGGGCGCUUUCAAGAGCGUGUCUCAUGUGAAUCUACUGAUGGAACACACAGACUCGCCACAUCUCAGACGGUGCUUGGACACCAUACCAAAGCCUCCCUUGCAGGCAAGACUGUGGAUCUGCGAGCCGGCUACAUUGAUUCCAAAGAACAGGAAAGCAGCCAGACCUCUUUCCAUGGCAAGUCAGCCCAAAUGGUUGAAGACACGUCCUUUGAGGGACUUGGAACAGAUGUGCGGUUUGGUUCUUCAGGGGCUCCGUCAGCAAGAUUUGAAAGUGGUUUUGGGCGCUUUCAAGAGCGUGUCUCAUGUGAAUCUACUGAUGGAACACACAGACUCGCCACAUCUCAGACGGUGCUUGGACACCAUACCAAAGCCUCCCUUGCAGGCAAGACUGUGGAUCUGCGAGCCGGCUACAUUGAUUCCAAAGAACAGGAAAGCAGCCAGACCUCUUUCCAUGGCAAGUCAGCCCAAAUGGUUGAAGACACGUCCUUUGAGGGACUUGGAACAGAUGUGCGGUUUGGUUCUUCAGGGGCUCCGUCAGCAAGAUUUGAAAGUGGUUUUGGGCGCUUUCAAGAGCGUGUCUCAUGUGAAUCUACUGAUGGAACACACAGACUCGCCACAUCUCAGACGGUGCUUGGACACCAUACCAAAGCCUCCCUUGCAGGCAAGACUGUGGAUCUGCGAGCCGGCUACAUUGAUUCCAAAGAACAGGAAAGCAGCCAGACCUCUUUCCAUGGCAAGUCAGCCCAAAUGGUUGAAGACACGUCCUUUGAAGGACUUGGAACAGAUGUGCGGUUUGGUUCUUCAGGGGCUCCGUCAGCAAGAUUUGAAAGUGGUUUUGGGCGCUUUCAAGAGCGUGUCUCAUGUGAACCUACUGAUGGAACACAGCGUUUCUUUUCAGAAACUGACAUGAUCGGAGCUUCCGUGAAAACCACAGUGGAUGGAGCCACAAUGUUUGGUGUGCAGGCUGGUGUAGGAAAGCAAGAGGAGAUUCACACUCAGAUUUCCACCCUCCAGAAUGGGCAAAUGCAAGUGGAAUCAAAUGCAUCUUCAAACGGUGGAUUGUUUUUGAAGGGGAACGUUUUGGGCGUUGCUGGCUUGUCUGCAACGCUUGGAUCCAAAACAGAGGCAAAUCGUGUGACGACCCAUGUUGCAGCUAGGAAGCUGAAAGAGGACUUCUCCGAAACAUGCUUGCAUGGCUUGGCAUGCACCACAUCACUAGGUAGCUGUACAUACGACUGGUCAACUGGACGAUCCUGGAAAACAGAAGGUCAUUCCACCCAUCAGCUUCAAGGCAAUGGGGUGGCAUUUGCCCGAGAAACCACUUCAGAUCAGUGUGUCUCCUUUGAAGACAAAUUCAUAGGAUUCUCUGUGUCAGACGAGACCCAGCAAUACGAGACUCGCGCUGUGGUUGAGACCUACGGCCUGGAGCAACCUACCGGCAGCGUGGCCAAGCUCGUGGAGCGUCAGAUGAAACAUGAGCGAAACCUGCAGACCGGACAGGAAACCACCGUCCAAACUGUUGCCUGGCGAAGCGCGCUUUUUACCCAUCGUUAA